Messenger RNA from Lolium perenne, 2338 nucleotides. RefSeq lists its product as uncharacterized. The record is from RefSeq and is a predicted model, not a curated record. NCBI's taxonomy places the organism in Eukaryota, Viridiplantae, Streptophyta, Magnoliopsida, Poales, Poaceae.
UUCCGUUGUUUCCGCCGCCCCGAACGAAACCCUCCUCCCAAGCCGAGCCCUGCGUCGUCCGCCCGCCAUGGCUCGUCGCGGUGAGAUUGGGCCGCCGCCGCCUGUCGCCUCCGGCUCUCGCCUGCGCCGGGUGUUGCUGGACCGCGUCGUCCACUGCACCAACGACGAGGCUGCCAGGGACGGCACGCUGUCGGAGACCUCCGCCACCUGCACCGGCCAACCCCUCGCCGUCUCCCUCAGGGCCGCGCCGCCCCCGGCGGUGUCCCGCCUGCACCUCCACUGGCCAGAAGGUCUCCGACCGGAGAUGGCGGAGCUGGAUCCGCCGCACGUCAUCGCGGCCCACGGCCACUCCAUACUCUUCCAGGCCUACGUCCCCCACAUCGACCAAUCCCGCCCCCCCUACUACCCCCUCGACUACUUCCUCUACACAGCCUCCGGCGGCCGCCGCUCCCAGUCGCUCAGGCGGCUCCCGCCUUGCUUCGACGGCGGGCAGGUGGACCAGCAAACGGACCAGCUCUUCCAGCCGUACCGGCUCCAGCAGCAGCGGCUGAUGCCCAGCGAACACAUCGGCCUGCUGUGCCGUGGCGACGAGGAUUUCACGGUGGCUGAGCUCUCGUGCACCGGCGAGCUCUGCCUGCUGCACCAUGCGCCUGGGAUGGGAGAGAAACCCAUGCGAUGGGCUGUUCAGAAGCUGCAGAUGCCGAAUUACAACGACGCCCCAGACCUGUUCAGCGAUUCCUGGCAGACAGACGUUGUCAUCCCCUACGGCGAUUCCUCCUUGUGCUGGGUCGAUUGCUACCUUGGAUUGUUCUUUGUCACUGUCCAUGGUGAUCUUACAAGGAAGCCGCACUACGUCCCGAUGCCUGCGGCUCUGGAUCCCCGUCGGCUCUACAUUGACCCAGGGUGCCCUGACCCAGCGCGCCGUGUGUGUGUCACUGACAGCGGCAUGAUAAACCUCAUCUGUAUCAGCGAUCUGGCAGGCCGCAGUGUGCAUGGACGUGAUCAUCACAUUUUCACAAUCACAACAUGGAAUCUGACCGGCAAGGAAUGGCAACUAGAUGCCACCAUUGAAGCUAGCGAGCUCUGGGCCGCUCUUACCUCUGACAAGCGCCUUCCACUGAUCCGGCCAGAGUUUCCUACCAUGAGCUUGGUUGACCACGAUGUCGUCUGCUUCGUGUUGAAUGAUAGGGACAACGUUACCUGGCUGGUUGAGGUCGACCUGAAGAAGAAGGUGCUGGGGGCGGUCACCCUCUAUAUCGACGAAGAAGAAGAAAAGCAAGCAGCAGAAGGAGAAGAACAAACGAAGUUCUGUAGGUUCUCUAGCAACUCCUUCAUCCCCAGCCAGUUCACCAUGUACUUGGAUAAGCGUGACAUCAAAAGUCUGAGUUUCAGCAAGAAAUUGGAGCAAGCAAAACUAAAACGAGGAAUGGAGGAAGCAUGGAUUAAAGACCCAAAGCAAGUAAUGGUUUGAAAUAGCCGUUACCAUCCUAUUUUCAAAAUCACAACAUGGAAUCUGACAUACAGUAAAUGGGAAGAAGGUGUCACCAUGGAAGCUAGCGAGCUUUGGGCUGCUCUUGCCUCUGACAAGCGCCUUCCACUUCUCCGUGGCCAGAUUUUCCUACCACGAGCUUGGUUGAUAAUGAUGUCGAUCUACUUCGUGUAGAAUUAUAGGUACCACAUUUCCUGGCUGGCUGAUUGAGGUGUACCUGAAGAAGAAGAUGCUGGGGUGGUCACCCUCUAUAUCAACAAAGAACAAAGUCAGGCAACCGAAGAAAAAGAGAAGAACAAGCGUACUUGGAUAAAUGUCAGAAUGACGUAUCACGUUUAUGUCUUGGGAGGAUUAUAACGAACACCAUCGAUUAGUCGAUAACGUGAAUUGCAAGGAGAUGAUUAACCUGUUCGUUGGUGUGCCCCUCUUAACGGAGAAGUGUUGCGUAGCUAUUAUGAACUUGCCCAUGGACAUGUUGAUGUCAGUGUCCACCACCAUGUAGCCCAUUGUGCUUCUGCAAGAUUCCUUGAAAAUGGAGUGUAAUCCGGAUACAAAUUGAAACGAACAGACAACAGUCUUGAUAGAAAUCACAUGUUCAUUACAGAAAAUGGUCACUAUGUUACUGAGUUUUUACAAAUUCUAGAUCAACGACCUUUUAUCAUUUUAAGCCCUUCAAGCCUGCAUGUUUCAAGCAAGGACAGUAGACUGCAAGUUUAGAUGCAAGUGCAUCUAAAAAAGUAGACUGCACUUAUUUCUAGCAGCACUUACCUUUCAAGGGAUAGUGUCUAUAUUAUUGAACAGGGACUCUGCUAAAUCAUCAUGAUAUGUGUACGAAGGUAUUUGAUGAAA